Trypanosoma grayi is the source of this 363-nucleotide messenger RNA. RefSeq lists its product as hypothetical. The record is from RefSeq and is a predicted model, not a curated record. The transcript has a single exon. Lineage: Eukaryota; Euglenozoa; Kinetoplastea; Trypanosomatida; Trypanosomatidae. Bases 1 to 363 code for a protein of 120 amino acids.
AUGGGACGUGGCUUUGGGAGGGGAUCGCGGGUUUCCAUUGUGACGCAUGCCCAGGCGAAAUCGGCUGGUAAGAAGACCCCACGAGGACUUCGCGGGUCACGUCAGAUAAAGCGUAAGCGUUUUCAACAAAAACACGACGAACAGAAUAAGCUAGAGGAAUCUUUGGGGAUGAAGGAGCGAAAAAGUGCUCAAGGUGAGAAACCAUUGGCACAGCAGGUGGCGAGCAUUCGGUUUCCAAACGUCGUCAAUAAGCGGCAGAGGGGCUUCAAGCAGCUGCGGAGGCAGAUUAUGGAAGGUGUGCGGGAUCUGCGACGCAGGCACGCCGAGAAGAAGAAGAGGCAGGUAAGGAAGAAUAUCGAGUAG